AAUUUACAAUUCUUUCCAGUUGUGGGUUGGAGAGAGGAUGCCUUUGGCAACUUCCACGGAUCAUGGCCACAACCUCCAGACUGUGCAGCUGUUAAUAAAGAAAAAUCAGACCCUCCAGAAAGAGAUCCAGGGACACCAGCCUCGCAUUGAUGACAUCUUCGAGAGGAGCCAAAACAUUGUCAGCGACAGCAGCAGCCUCAGCGCUGAGGCCAUCCGGCGGAGGCUCGCUGACCUCAAGGAGCUGUGGGGUCUCCUCAUCGAGGAGACUGAGAAGCGCCACAGGCGGCUUGAGGAGGCGCACCGGGCCCAGCAGUACUACUUCGACGCGGCCGAGGCGGAGGCGUGGAUGAGCGAGCAGGAGCUGUACAUGAUGUCUGAGGAGAAGGCCAAGGAUGAGCAGAGUGCUGUCUCCAUGUUAAAGAAGCACCAGAUUCUGGAACAAGCCGUGGAGGACUAUGCAGAGACCGUGCAUCAGCUCUCUAAGACCAGCCGGGCCCUGGUGGCUGACAGCCAUCCUGAAAGUGAGCGUAUCAGCAUGCGGCAGUCCAAAGUGGAUAAGCUGUACGCUGGCCUGAAAGACCUCGCUGAAGAGCGGAGGGGCAAGCUGGACGAGAGGCACAGGCUCUUCCAGCUCAACCGGGAGGUGGAUGACCUGGAGCAGUGGAUCGCCGAGAGGGAGGUGGUCGCAGGGUCGCACGAGUUGGGGCAGGACUACGAGCACGUCACGAUGUUACAAGAACGAUUCCGGGAAUUUGCCCGAGACACCGGGAACAUUGGGCAGGAGCGCGUGGACACCGUCAAUCACAUGGCUGAUGAACUCAUCAACUCUGGACAUUCGGAUGCCGCCACCAUCGCUGAGUGGAAGGACGGGCUCAACGAAGCCUGGGCUGACCUCCUGGAGCUCAUUGACACGAGAACACAGAUUCUUGCCGCCUCCUAUGAACUGCACAAGUUUUACCACGACGCCAAGGAGAUCUUUGGGCGUAUCCAGGACAAACACAAGAAACUCCCUGAGGAGCUUGGGAGAGAUCAGAACACAGUGGAGACCUUACAGAGAAUGCACACCACAUUCGAGCAUGACAUUCAGGCUCUGGGCACUCAGGUGAGGCAGCUCCAGGAGGAUGCGGCCCGUCUCCAGGCAGCCUAUGCAGGUGACAAGGCUGAUGACAUCCAGAAGCGGGAGAACGAGGUCCUGGAAGCCUGGAAGGCCCUGCUGGAUGCCUGUGAGGGCCGCAGGGUGCGGCUGGUGGACACAGGAGACAAGUUCCGCUUCUUCAGCAUGGUGCGCGACCUCAUGCUGUGGAUGGAGGAUGUCAUCCGGCAGAUCGAAGCCCAGGAGAAGCCCAGGGAUGUAUCAUCUGUUGAACUAUUAAUGAAUAAUCAUCAAGGAAUCAAAGCUGAAAUCGAUGCUCGUAAUGACAGUUUCACAACCUGCAUUGAACUUGGGAAAUCCCUGCUGGCGAGAAAGCACUAUGCAUCUGAGGAGAUCAAGGAAAAGUUACUGCAGUUGACAGAAAAGAGAAAAGAAAUGAUUGACAAAUGGGAAGACCGUUGGGAAUGGUUAAGACUGAUUUUGGAGGUCCACCAGUUCUCACGGGACGCCAGUGUGGCUGAGGCCUGGCUGCUCGGACAGGAGCCCUACCUAUCCAGCCGAGAAAUAGGCCAGAGUGUGGACGAGGUGGAGAAGCUCAUCAAGCGCCACGAGGCUUUUGAGAAGUCUGCAGCCACCUGGGACGAGAGGUUCUCUGCCCUGGAGAGGCUGACGACGUUGGAGUUACUGGAAGUGCGCAGACAGCAAGAGGAAGAGGAGAGGAAGAGGCGGCCGCCCUCUCCCGAGCCGAGCACGAAGGCUUCUGAGGAGACUGAGUCCCAGCAGCAGUGGGAUACUUCAAAAGGAGAGCAAGUUUCCCAGAACGGUUUGCCGGCUGAACAGGGAUCUCCACGGAUGGCAGAAACGGUGGACACAAGUGAAAUGGUCAACGGCGCCGCCGAGCAGAGAACAAGCUCAAAGGAGUCCAGCCCCAUCCCCUCCCCCACCUCGGACCGCAAAGCCAAGGCCGCCCUCCCGGCCCAGAGUGCUGCCACCUUGCCGGCCAGAGCCCAGGAGACGCCUUCGGCCCAGAUGGAAGGCUUCCUGAAUCGGAAGCACGAGUGGGAGGCUCACAAUAAGAAAGCCUCGAGCAGGUCCUGGCACAAUGUUUAUUGUGUCAUAAAUAACCAAGAAAUGGGUUUCUACAAAGAUGCAAAGACGGCUGCCUCUGGAAUCCCCUACCACAGCGAGGUCCCUGUGAGUUUGAAAGAAGCCAUCUGUGAAGUGGCCCUUGAUUACAAGAAGAAGAAACACGUGUUCAAGCUGAGGUGAGAGGGGCCCCGUUUC
Molecule: messenger RNA, 2377 nt
Organism: Leptonychotes weddellii (Weddell seal)
Lineage: Eukaryota; Metazoa; Chordata; Mammalia; Carnivora; Phocidae
Source: RefSeq, a predicted model, not a curated record